UAGCUACCAUUAUGAUUCCUAAUUAGGUUAGGAAUCUACCUCCUAUUUAUAUACAUAUGUAUUCUCCAUAUUCAAUUAAUAAAGAGUCAAUUAUUCUUUUAUCAACAUGGUAUCAGAGCUCAGGCUUCUUCCACAACCCUAGCCCGUUUUUUCUCUCUCUCGUGCGCCGCCGCACGCACGCCGGCGUCUCUCUCUCUCUCUGUUGUUUGUGUUCGAUCAUCAGCAUGACAACAAAAGAAACAGAUCUGUUUCUUUCACUUCCCAGUGGCUUAAAACUCUUUCUACGAAAUCUUCAUUCUCUAGUUCCCACAAAACUGGAAGACAACAAUUACCCAUCAUGGUCGUCAACCGUUAAAGCUACGUUGCAAGCUCAUAAGCUUCUCGGCUUUGUGGAAGGAACGGAAGUUAUGCCAUCGCCGACCAUACUGGAUGAAAAGGCCCCUGCCAGCGACAAAGGGCCUGUGUUAAAGGCAAAUCCUGCCUACGAUCUAUGGAUCAUCAUUGAUGCUCAACUACGUGCUUCUCUUCUUGCACUUCUCUCACCUGCCGUUCAGAGUCUUGUGUAUCACUGCAAUACCGCUGCUGAAAUUUGGAGUCAUCUACAUCAAAGGUAUAAUUCGUUAUCCCGGACUCAUAUUUUUCAACUCAAGGAACAACUUCAUAAUCUCAGAAAAGGGCAAUCAAGCAUGCAAAAAUACCUUGAUGAAGCGCUGCAAAUUGUUAACUCUCUUGCCCUUGCUCGUGAACCUGUCUCUGAACAAGAUGUUAUACUUAACAUAUUGCGUGGUCUUCCUCCCGAAUAUGCAUCUCUCAAACAGAAUGUUCGGACAAAUAUUGCCACUGUCACGCUUAAUAGUAUCUCAUCAUGGUUGCUUUCCGAAGAACUCAACAUCCAACUAGAACAGAAGCUUCUACUCGGUUCGUCCUCCAGCUCCUCCACAGAUCUUCCAACCGCAUUCUAUGCCUCCAACCAACGGGGGCGAGGCCGUGGACGCUUCAGCAACGGCAGGGGGGCUGGUCGCUACGGUGGCAGUAACAGUGGCGCACGCCCAUACGGCCGUACCGGAGGUUCAAUGAAGAAUUUUCGGGCUCCUCCUCUGCCGGCACCAAUCCUCAAGCUUUUUACACCGCAUACUCUACAGAUCCUGGUCCAAAUUGGCACUUAGACUCUGGAGCAUCUACCCAUGUGACUUCUGAUUUAUCCAGAUUGCAAAAUCCUCAGUCAUAUUAUGGCACCAACUAUGUCUCCACAGCUGGGGGGCAAUCUCUACCAAUUUCUCAUAUCGGCUCAGGUCAGGUUACUACACCUACAGGUACCUUCACUAUUUCUAAUCUCCUUCACGUUCCUACCCUAAACACUCAUCUCUUAUCUGUCCACAAAUUUACCACUGACAAUAAUUGCUCUAUCCUUUU
Molecule: messenger RNA, 1413 nt
Organism: Cuscuta campestris
Lineage: Eukaryota; Viridiplantae; Streptophyta; Magnoliopsida; Solanales; Convolvulaceae
Source: the annotation of a GenBank genome assembly